Molecule: messenger RNA, 3840 nt
Organism: Dunckerocampus dactyliophorus (ringed pipefish)
Lineage: Eukaryota; Metazoa; Chordata; Actinopteri; Syngnathiformes; Syngnathidae
Product: solute carrier family 2, facilitated glucose transporter member 3-like
Exons: 7
Coding region: 2215-2688 (157 amino acids)
Biological process (GO): response to insulin; monosaccharide transmembrane transport
Cellular component (GO): apical plasma membrane; basolateral plasma membrane
Molecular function (GO): hexose transmembrane transporter activity
Source: RefSeq, a predicted model, not a curated record
GAUGUGCUGUAACAUCAGCCGCACAUGUGUCGCAACGUCUGCGGUUCCGUCCAGCGGAAACAUCCCACCGAGACCCUCGAGAGAUGGCCCACAACCAACCGAGUCACACCGACUGCUUGGCUACCGGCCGAAGAAGAGAGCCGGUGUCGGUGAGAGAUGAAGCUAGGUCACCAUGGAGACGGGCGGAGAGAAGAACCAGCGGCAAGAGGCCUCGGCCAAUGAGAGCCCUGCGUCUGGAACAAGUGCCCGCCCCUCUACCAUGAACUCCAUGUCUCUAUACGAAAGACAGGCCGUGCAGGGGCAGCUGCCUCCGCAGUCCUCUUGGUGUUCUCCUGGCUUCUGUUCCUCAGUCACUGGCUUCAUCCUUCCCACCUUGUCACUUGACACUCAUCUGCAACAUUGGUUCCCCGUGACACGUGCAGUAGGACAGGGCUGCCCUUCAUAACUGCCAUCUUAUCUGGUGAACUCACCGCUUCACACAAUUGCCCAAUCUCCUCCUCCCUCCCUUCCUGAGCCAGUGUGAUCCAUCUCCACACUCCUCGAUGAGCAGAAGCCGAGUCACCGUUUCCUAGCGGUUUGACAACCGCCCCCGUCUACGCCGUGUAGAUGCUUCCGUCACAAAACAAAUCAAGGAGAAGCAGGUGACAGGUUACCUCCUGUUCUCGCCGACCACCACCGCCAUCGGCUCGCUGCAGUUUGGUUCCAAGACGGGAGUCAUCAAUCCACCUGAGCAGGUAGCUGUCAGUGUACGGCAUGCGUCACCAUGGUGUAUCCACGUGUGCACGUAUGAAUUCAUGUGAGGGCACGCAUGUACAGUCAAACCUGUCUUAGCGGCCACCUUUAUAGAACGGCCACCUGCCUAUAGCAGCCACUGAAAAAUCCCCCGCAGCAAAUGUACAUGUUAUAGACCCUGUGUAUAGCAGUCACCUGUCCAACGCGGCCAGCGGCCACCCAUUUUGUCUCCCUUGGUCAAUAUCUGACCGCAUAUAGCGGCCAAAUUACCAACUCAAGUAGAAGCUUUGUUUUUCAAUCAGUGAAGCCGUCGUGUGUAGACUUUAAUUACUGAGUCCUAGCUCAGUCACAAUCAUUCACAAGAUCCACACAAACUGUCAGUUGUUCCACAUAAAAAAAGCUGUCUUCUCUGGAGCUUGUUGCAGACAGUGACACCGUUUAUUUCCUGGUGUGAGACAAUGUGCACUGGUCAAUACUGUAAUGCCGCUUGUUGUGGGGAAGGAGAGACUCACGUCGCCGAUGCACUUUAAUGGCUUUAUUAACAGCGGAGAACACUGCAGGACUUUACAUCCACGCCAACAUAAACACACUUCCCAACUCUCUCCAAACUCACAGCUAGCACUGAGCCUAGCUCUCCUGCUCGGGACGCCCACCGUCACUUCCCGUCACUUCCUGAUGAACUAAAGCUGUAAUGACACUCUGCCGUAUAAAAAGUAAAAUAUUAAAAACAAGCGUAAGACAUUACUAGCACAGCUUUGUUCUGUGGGUGGUUGUUCAGUUAUUAUUAAGCCUCUAGCUUCCUUUUAGUAAGUAAAAACCUUGGCUAUGAUUGCACUACAUUGUCAUGUAGACCUACAAAGUACACUUGGAAGAACAAGAGGUGAAUAAAUGUAUUGCAACUGAUGUGAAACUGAUGAGGGGUAGGAUUAAAUAAGCUUUGCUUCUUCUUACUCCUUUUUGGACAUGCAAAACUGUGAAUUGUACUAUGUGAUGUGCUACUGUUUGACUCAUAUGCAUGUUCAGGAUGAAUUAAAACCAUGAACCAUGAACCAUGAUAAUAACAAGCCUAGUAGUGCUGUACAACUUUUAUCCGCAGUCCGCAGUGCCAUCUACUGGUCAACAUUAUUAUUAUUAUUAUUUCCCCUUUUUUCCCCUUUUUUUUUCCUCUACUGGUCAACAUUCAAACUGGACGCCGACCUGUCUAUAGAGGCCACCUGUCUAUAGCGGCCACUUUUACAGACUCCCUCUAGUGGCUGCUAUAGACAAGUUUGACUGUAUAUACAGUACACAUGAUAUGCUUCAUAAGGCUUUCUGUGCUGUUGGCUGCAUCAUGACUUCCUCUUGACUUGAAAGCAAGAUGCAGAGCAGAGGAAAUGAGUUUCUUGUGUCAUUAGAGAAUGAUCUACAGCCUUUAGUCAGGUGGCUAACAGAAAAGAAGGUACUGUGCUGUGUAAUGGUGUCGUCCCCUGCAGGAGGCGCUCCAUGUUCCUGGUCAACAUCCUGGCGGUGAUCGGCGGCUUGCUCAUGGGCUUCUCCACCGUCUGCUCCUCCUACGAGAUGGUGAUCGCCGGCCGCCUGGUCAUCGGCCUCUUCUGCGGCCUCUUCACGGGACUAACCCCCAUGUACGUGGGCGAGGUCUCGCCCACCCCGCUCAGGGGGGCCUUCGGCACCUUGCACCAGCUGGGCGUGGUGGUGGGCAUCCUGAUCGCCCAGAUCUUUGGUCUGGAGUUUCUGCUGGGCUCGGUCAAGCUGUGGCCCCUGCUGCUGGCCCUCACCGUGGCCCCCGCCGUGCUGCAGUGCGUCCUGCUGCCCUUCUGCCCUGAGAGCCCCCGCUUCCUGCUCAUCAACCUCAAGCAGGAGGAGCAGGCGCGCAAAGGUAUGCCCGGUGGUGUGGAAAAGAAACGAGUCUGUGUCCGUGAUCAUGUGACUGCAGGAGAAGAAGUGAAGCAUCCUUGAGCUGACAGACGGUUUUGACAGGCGGUGAAGCCACUUCUCAUUCACACCUGCCAACCUAAGCAAGCACCAGGAGACACAAAUGUGGAUGUAUUGCGGCCCUGUUAGAUGCACGCUAUUCUUCAUGCUGACAAUAUGUACACUGUCUUCUGAGGAAUGACAUUCAUAGUCCUGCGUGACGUAAACAUAACCUCCCUCUUCCAUUGUUGCCUGAGCAGAUGGACAUCGCCGCCAUGAGCUACGUGGCCAUCUUGGCCGUCAUGGUGUUUGUCGCCAUGUUUGAGCUGGGACCUGGUCCCAUCCCGUGGUUUAUCGUGGCCAAGCUCUUCUCGCAGGGGCCGCGCCCGGCGGCCAUGGCUGUGGCCGGCUGCUGCAACUGGACGUCCAACUUCCUGGUUGGGAUAAGCUUCCCCAAACUGAGGAACUGUGCAGUCCGUGGGUCUUCCUGAUCUUCACCGCUGUCCUGAUCAUCUUCUUCACCCUCACCUUCCUCAACAUUCCAAAGACCAAAGGCAAGGCCUUCGACGAGAUCGGCCGCAGCUUCAGCAACGCCCCUCCUCCCGCCUCUGCGUCCGAGCAGGCCCCACCCAAGGAGAAUGGCCACCUGGUGGAGGCCGCCUAGGUGUCUUUGCCACGCCCCUGGAGGAUAAAUCCACAGAGAGCGUGUAGGCUGCAGAUGUGAAGGAAGGAGAGGAUUUCGAAUGUUUUUAAAGUUGUUCAAAUCCUGGCUUCCUUUAAGUCUGCUGCUCAGAUUUAAAAACGACUUUACUAUUUGAGUGCAUUAUGUAAUCUUCUAUCCUUGCUUUUGCCUUUAGGAUCAGCAACAAUGUCCCCCGAUUGUAGUGCAAGCACACAGUGCGCUUGCUUGUUGGGGCCCACCCUCCUUCUGUUUUGAGACGCUCUUGACGUGUGCCUUCGACCGCCAGCCAAGCUAGCACCGCUAGUCAGGAUGCCAAAGUUUUAGUUUUUAAACAUAUUUACUACGGACAUGAAAUCACAAAAUGUAAUCUUUGCACUUAAUGGACAGGCUUUGUGGUGUCAUGUUGGGCCCACAUAACACUUGUUGUGAUGUAGUGUUGAUGAUCUUGUGGGUGAUUGCUCGUCUUUGUACAUGAUGUGAUGUUGUGGAAUAAAUGAUAUACGUAGAUAUAUAUU